This is a messenger RNA of Manihot esculenta (cassava), 1563 nucleotides long. RefSeq lists its product as uncharacterized. The coding region runs from base 321 to 1160 and encodes 279 amino acids. The transcript has 4 exons. Lineage: Eukaryota; Viridiplantae; Streptophyta; Magnoliopsida; Malpighiales; Euphorbiaceae. The record is from RefSeq and is a predicted model, not a curated record. Gene Ontology annotation, cellular component: endoplasmic reticulum.
GAGUAAAUUUAGGUCACGUUAUCAGUUACUUGUGUAACAAAUCCACAGCCUGAAGGAGGAAAAGAAAAAAAAAAUCCCUGAUAAAAACAUCUCCUUUUCUUCUUCCUCCCUUUCCUUUAGCCUAGGGUUCAAUGUAUUCCCCUGAAAAAUCAAGAAAUAAAUAGAACCCAAAAGUUUCUGAAUCCCAAAUUUCUUAAAUCUGAAUUCUUUACUAGUUCUGUUUUAAAUUGAUUAUUUUUCAAGCAAAUUAUAAUUAGGGAAUGAGCAAUCGUUGAAUCGUUUAGAAUAAACUAUACUCUGUAGCUCGCUAUUAGAGUUUGAUGGCUGCAGCGAGGAUUCUGAUCGGAGAUAUAGGAAACAAUAGGCCAAUAAUGAAGGACGAAGAGAAUGCUAAGGAGGAUGAUUCGCCUUCCUCUAAGAAGCUCAAGCUGGAGAGGUUCCCUUUUACUAGAUGGGAAUUUGCUGCCGCUCUUGGGGUCUUCUUUGUCUUCUCCUCCGGUUUGUUUUGCAUUUACUUGACAAUGCCCACUUCUGUUUAUGUAAACCUCAAGCUUCCCCGCACCGUUUCAGAUCUUCGCUUGCUCAAAGAAAAUCUUGCUACAUAUGCAAAAGAUUACCCAGCUCAGUUCAUCCUGGGUUACUGCUCUACAUAUAUCUUCAUGCAGACUUUUAUGAUUCCAGGAACAAUUUUCAUGUCAUUGCUUGCCGGAGCUCUUUUUGGUGUUGUUAGAGGCCUUUUCUUAGUUGUCUUCAAUGCCACUGCUGGGGCCUCUUCCUGUUUUUUCUUGUCCAAGUUGAUUGGCAGACCUAUAGUUAAUUGGUUGUGGCCUGAGAAGUUGAGGGUUUUUCAGGCUGAGAUAGCUAAGCGUAGGGAAAAGCUGCUGAAUUACAUGCUUUUUUUGAGAGUAACUCCAACCUUGCCAAACCUUUUCAUCAAUUUGGCAUCUCCAAUUGUUGACAUACCAUUUCAUGUUUUCUUUUUGGCUACUUUGCUUGGACUUAUUCCAGCCUCCUACAUUACUGUCAGGGCCGGCCUUGCCCUUGGGGAUCUCAAGUCAGUCAAGGAUCUUUACGAUUUUAAAACUUUGUCGAUGCUCUUCCUCAUCGGCUCCAUUAUCAUAUUUCCUACCCUCCUUAAAAGAAAGCGGAUAUACGAGUGAAGGCCGUGGUGGUGAGGCCUCUCUUCUGAGGCAUCUAAAACUUUGAGCUAAUUGGAGGAUCUGAGAAAGAACAGAGCCAUGGAGGCUGAUCACCACCUUCCCUUGUGAUAACCACGGGUUGAUUACUUCUCCCAUGUGACGGCAAAAGUGAAAAUAGAUAUAUAAUUUUUUUUUUUGUUAUUAGUAAUAACUUAAUAUAUACAAUAUUUAAUAUUAAUGUUAAUUCAUUGAUCUCCCAAUACGGAUUAUUUAGAUAGUUGGGAGCAAGAAAUCAGCUAGGAAAAGUAUGUUGAUACUCUUACUCGUCAGACAGAAUCCUCCAUGACAGCAGUGUUGGUUGGCAUUGCUGUGAUCAUGUAACAAUUAACAGUGUUUUAGUUCUAAAAAAUAACAGCAUUUGAUA